AUGUACACCUACGUCCCUUCCUCCUUCAAGAAGGGCAACCCCGUCGUCGUUGCACUCCACCAUUGCGCCGGAACCGCUCCUGGUUACUUCCACGAGUAUCCGGACUGGCCCAAGAUGGCUGACAGCAAAGGUUUCAUGCUCAUCUACGCCAGCUCUCCCGGAGGCACCGGUGGAUGUUGGGACGUAUCGUCCAAAGCUUCGCUCAAACAUCAAGGUGGUGGUGACAGUGAGACUAUCGUCGAGAUGGUCAAGUAUGCUGUUCAGAAGUACGGCUGUAGCGAAAAGGCGUUUGUUGUGGGACACAGUAGUGGAGCGAUGUUGACUCAGGUGCUCGGCACUACGUAUCCGGAUGUAUUUGUCGCUGGUUCGGCUUACAGCGGUGUACCUUCCGGAUGUUUCUCGACGGAAAAAGCCCAGGGUGCUGAUUGGAAUGCCACUUGCACUGGAGGCACCCUCAACGAGAGUCCCGAGUACUGGGUGCAACAGGGCAAGAACACUUUCCCUGGUUACAGUGGAGACUAUCCCAGAAUGAUGCUCGUCCAUGGUAGACAGGAUCAAGUGAUCAACUUCAACGAUCAUCGUGAAGCGGUCAAGCAGUGGUGUGGUCUGCACGAUCUCAACCCGGAUCAACCGAGCAAGAAGAACACCCUGCCCGGGGAGAGCAACUACGAGGUCUCGGUGUACGGUCCGAACCAAGUCUUGGCUAUCAGCGCUCAGGGUGUUACCCAUCAGAAUCCUCUCAAGAUCGAUCUGACUAUGCAGUUCUUCGGCAUCUGA
Messenger RNA from Pseudozyma hubeiensis SY62, 777 nucleotides. Its product is annotated as carbohydrate esterase. The record is from RefSeq and is a predicted model, not a curated record. The transcript has a single exon. Gene Ontology annotation, molecular function: hydrolase activity. The coding region runs from base 1 to 777 and encodes 258 amino acids. Gene Ontology annotation, cellular component: extracellular region. NCBI's taxonomy places the organism in Eukaryota, Fungi, Basidiomycota, Ustilaginomycetes, Ustilaginales, Ustilaginaceae.